AUGGACGCAGUGCGUUCCGUGCCGCAACUGCACCAGGAGCUACUACCGUCCGUUCAACCCAGUCAAAUCGAGCACCUACCAUCACCUUCCCUGCGAAGACCCGAUGUGCGAGCACGGGAGGCAUGGUGCCAAUACAGCCACUCCUACCCCACUCCGGACAACAAUUUGUGCAACUUCGACAAGCGGUACGGCGAUGGUAGCAGGCUGUCAGGCUACCUGGGAUCUGACGUCUUCCGCUUUGGGAACGGCAUAGCGGGGGACGACGGCGGCUACAACUUCGAGCAAGACAUCGUCUUUGGCUGCGCGCAGGAGGAACAUACCACCGCCGUCCGGGAAUACAGCUCCGGCAUUCUCGGCCUCGGCAUGGGUACGUUCUCCUUCGUCGCUCAGGCCGGCGUCGACAAAUUUUCCUACUGCGCUCUAUCGCCGGAGAGAAGAGACCUCCGGGAUCAGUGGAGGAAAACAACAAGCUACCUCCGAUUCGGCAGCCAUGCUGUCACGUCGGGCAAGAUUGUCCCGUUCAAGCAGGACGGCGCCCACUUCAUCAUCUCCCUCAAGAGCGUGACGUACCAGCGAGGAAGCCGUCUAGAUCAAAAUCAGCCAGUGCCCAUAUUUACUCGGCAAGAGGCGGCGGAGUUCCUGCCCAUUCUGGUGGAUUCAGGGUCCACCCUGGUCUACCUUCCUGCACUCAUCUUCUACCCUCUGCUGAAGAGGAUCGACGAUGAACUCACACUCACAAGGGUGUACGAUCCCACUAAUAACCCCGGCAUCAACUGUUACGAUGGUGAGAUGUCGGAUGUGGAGGGUGUGUCAGUGACCCUGGGCUUCCAAGGAGGGGCGGAGCUGGAGUUGUUUGGCGACACUCUCUUCUACGAAGGGUACGCAGGUGAUUACAUUUGUCUGGGAAUUUCUAUCGAUGAGAGGAAAUCAGUGUUAGGCAUGAUUGCUCAACGUAAUACCAAUGUUGGGUAUGAUUUAGCAAACAUGGAGAUCUCCUUUAAUCGUGAGGUAUGUGCCUGA
Molecule: messenger RNA, 1020 nt
Organism: Aegilops tauschii subsp. strangulata
Lineage: Eukaryota; Viridiplantae; Streptophyta; Magnoliopsida; Poales; Poaceae
Source: RefSeq, a predicted model, not a curated record